UUAUCGGAGUUAAACCUGAGCACCACGGACGUUCUGUGAAACAGUGGUUUCCUGCGUAUGGUAUUGUCAGUUCUUUCUUUCAUUUUUCUUCAUUACGAUUUUGUUUCCUUUGUGCUUGCACCGUUCCUAAACAGCAUUUGAAAUGACAGCGUUACAAUUGAAAGAUUCUUUUUGGGGCCCAGAAUUCACCAGUAACGCCGGGUACGAGACUCUUAUCCAGAAGCUAUGUGAUGGGCGGCGGGCUUGCAAAGAUGUGGAGGAGCUCUUAAAAAUGAGAGCGAUGGCAGAGGAAAGGUACGGCAAGGAAUUGAUUACUAUUGCACGCAAGACAGGAGGGCAAAGUGAAAUUGGCACUUUGAAGGCAUCAUUUGACCAGCUAAAAGCCCAAAUGGAGAACAUUGGAAAUUUGCACAUUCAGCUCUCUGGGAUGUUACGAGAAGAGGCGAAACGAAUGGAGCAGUUCAGAGAGCGACAAAAGGAGCAGCGAAAAAAGUUUGAAGGGGUCAUGGAAAAGGUUCAGAAGAUCAAAGUGUCAUUAUAUAAGAAAACCAUGGAGUCUAAAAGGAUGUAUGAACAGAGGUGUAAAGAGGCUGAUGAAGCUGAACUGGCUACUGAAAAACUCAACAGUACACCCACUGUCACCCCUAAACAAUCUGAAAAGACACAAAGCAAAGCAAAACAGUGCAGGGACGCAGCAACAGAUGCAGAGAAACAGUACAUGUCAAACAUAGAGCAGCUGGAUAAGAUUCGUCAGGAAUGGGAGAUCACGCAUGAGUGCACAUGUGAGGUUUUCCAGCAGCAGGAAGAUGAUCGCAUUAACAUUUUGAGAAAUGCUAUUUGGGUCCACUGUAAUCACUUUUCCAUGCAGUCUGUCAAAGAUGAUGAGUGUUUUGAGGAGGUGAGGAAAGUGCUAGAAAUGUGUGACAUCACGGAAGACAUCAACAGUUUCAUCAAUACGAAAAGCACUGGCACCACACCAGCAGCGCCCAUUGUGUUUGAAAACUAUUAUGAAAGAGAACCAACAACAGACAGCAAUGGCAUCACACGCUUUGGAGGAGGCGUGAUGAAGAGGUUUUCAAAUCUCUUGCAAGGCAACUGUGCCGUUGGCUCCAGGACUAAUAAUAAUGAAUGUGUUCAGCCAUCAGCACCUCCAUCAGCUGACAUUGCAGAUGGAGUGUAUGCCUCCGUUCCUGGAUUUCCACAAGCAACUUCAGACAGUGCUGGCUCUCAAAGCGGCACAUACCAGGCUCAGUAUGAAUAUGUGGCUCAGGGCGCUGAUGAGCUCUCCAUCUCUGUGGGGGAAGUGCUGCUCGUGGUGGAACAGGGAGGAGACGGCUGGUGGACGGUGGAGAGGGACGGCCAGACUGGGCUGGUGCCAGGCUCCUACUUGGCCAAGAUAUGAAUCAAGAGUCUAGCACAAACUGCAAAGUCUCUCCAUGUCCUUAAACGCUCUUUAAUAACAGAGUUAUUAAGGGCACUCCCUAUAAAAGUGUCUCAGAGGCGGAUUUCUGUUUGCUAAAUGCAUUUAAGCAGUAGCACAUCCAUACUGAAAAUCUGUAUGGAACGUAGUAAAUAAAUCAAAACGGGUUAGGGCUGCACGAUAAAUCGAAAUGGAAUCGAGAUC
Messenger RNA from Sinocyclocheilus anshuiensis, 1624 nucleotides. It is a transcript of the gene pstpip1a, whose product is annotated as proline-serine-threonine phosphatase interacting protein 1a. Gene Ontology annotation, molecular function: actin filament binding. The record is from RefSeq and is a predicted model, not a curated record. Gene Ontology annotation, biological process: actin filament polymerization. Bases 143 to 1402 code for a protein of 419 amino acids. NCBI's taxonomy places the organism in Eukaryota, Metazoa, Chordata, Actinopteri, Cypriniformes, Cyprinidae. The transcript has 15 exons. Gene Ontology annotation, cellular component: actin filament; plasma membrane; cytoplasm.